This is a messenger RNA of Ylistrum balloti, 451 nucleotides long. RefSeq lists its product as uncharacterized. NCBI's taxonomy places the organism in Eukaryota, Metazoa, Mollusca, Bivalvia, Pectinida, Pectinidae. The transcript is spliced from 3 exons. Bases 8 to 451 code for a protein of 147 amino acids. The record is from RefSeq and is a predicted model, not a curated record.
GCUUCAGAUGACGAUGAAAACAAUGGAUACCUCGUUUGUUUGUCUGAUGCUAAUGGUGGCUGUUAUUCCUAUUGUUACAGUGAAUGGUGUUGCCUGUUACCAGUGUAAUAUUUUCAAACAAGGAACUACACAUUUAUGUGGUGGUGAGGAGAGGGUUAUGCAUAAUUGCUCGGCAUGUUUUAAAUCGUUUGUCAGAGCCUACCUUCACAACCAGUGGAAUAGAUAUUCGUACACGACAGCUAUAUCUCGGUAUUGUGUCCGGUUUGCCCAAUACAAAAGAGACGAAGGUUGUUACGUUAAAACGGCAAACUCCGGAUACGUAAAACAGUGUUUUUGUUACACCGACUACUGUAACGGAGCCGCGUCAUUAAGGCCAGAUCGAACACAAUCUGCACUUAGAAUAACACUUGCCAUAGGGUGUUACAUCCUCUUGCAUAUAUUUAGACAGUAA